Symbiodinium sp. CCMP2456 is the source of this 2157-nucleotide messenger RNA. NCBI's taxonomy places the organism in Eukaryota, Dinophyceae, Suessiales, Symbiodiniaceae. The record is from the annotation of a GenBank genome assembly.
AUGGCUGGCGAAGAAGUUCCGGGCACGGUUAAGAGACCUGCCGAGCUCUACGAAACUCCGGAUGCCAAGAAGGCGAAGACUGACGGUGAACCCAAGAUAAAUCCUCUCACAGAGAGGGAAUACUCAGAUAGAUACUAUGAGAUCUUGGAGAAGCGUCAGAAGCUCCCGGCAUGGGAAGCGAGGAAAGAGUUCCUCAAACUCAUCAAGCGCAACCAGACUGUCGUACUGGUGGGGGAGACCGGCUCCGGAAAGACUACACAGCUGCCGCAGUUCCUCCUCGAGGCUGGCUACCACAUGCAGGGAGACAAAUCCAAAGGUAUUGCCUGCACACAGCCUCGGAGAGUGGCGGCAAUGAGUGUAGCCCAAAGAGUAGCAGAUGAGCUAGACACGUUCCUUGGUGCGCACGUUGGCUACCUUAUCCGGUUCGAGGACAAGACCUCUUCAGAGACGAUCCUAAAGUUCCUGACAGAUGGUAUGCUGCUGAGAGAAGCCAUGACAGAUCCGCUGCUCACGAAGUACAGCGUAAUCAUCCUGGAUGAAGCUCACGAACGAACUCUGGCAACAGACGUUCUAUUUGGGCUUAUCAAAGAGGUUAUGAGGCGGAGACCAGAUCUCAAGUUGGUGGUCAUGUCGGCAACGAUGGAUGCUCAGAAGAUGCAGGGAUAUUUCGACAACGCUCCCCUGCUCAACAUCCCUGGCCGGACACAUCCCGUGGAGAUCUUCUAUACCUCUGAGCCAGAGAGAGAUUACCUUGAAGCGGCCAUGCGCACAGUGGUGCAGAUCCACAACUCGGAGCCCGAGGGAGAUAUCCUCCUCUUCCUGACCGGUGAGGAGGAGAUCGAGCAAGCUUGCCGUCAGCUGCGGAAGGAGAGCUCCAGGAACCCGGAGAACGGCGAGCUGGUGGCCGUGCCUUUGUACUCCUCUCUGCCUCCGCUGCAGCAGCAGCGCAUCUUCGAGCCGCCUCCGGGGCCGCGGUUCCCCGGGGGUCCACCCGGCAGGAAAGUGGUCGUGGCGACCAACAUUGCCGAGACAUCCAUCACUAUUGAUGGAAUUGUCUACGUGGUGGACCCUGGCUUCGCGAAGCAGAAGGUCUACAACCCGCGAAUCCGCGUGGAGUCGCUCCUGGUCUCCCCGGUGUCCAAGGCAUCAGCUGCGCAGCGCGCCGGGCGUGCCGGCCGCACACGGCCAGGGAAGUGCUUCCGACUGUACACGGAGAAGGCUUUCACCACAGAGCUUGCCGAGCAAACCUAUCCUGAGAUCCUCCGGUCCAACCUGGGUGUGGUGGUGCUGACCCUCAAGAAACUGGGAAUCGACGACCUGGUCCACUUCGACUUCCUAGAUCCUCCCGCGCCGGAAACCAUGAUGCGAGCAUUGGAGAUGUUGAACUUCUUGAAUCAUCUUAACGAUGAUGGGGAUCUCACAGAUGCCGGAGACCAAGCCGCAGAAUUCCCGCUGGACCCGCAGCUGGCGAAGAUGCUCAUCGACUCGCCCAAGUUCAAGUGCAGCAACGAGAUGCUGUCCAUCUCCGCCAUGCUUUCGGUGCCCAACGUUUUCGUCAGACCGAAAGAAUUCGGCAAAGAAGCUGACGAUGCAAAAGGCCGCUUCACACAUUUGGAUGGAGACCACCUCACCCUCCUCAACGUUUUCCAUGCGUACAAGCAGUAUCUCACCGAGGGCGCAGAUCCAACACAGUUCUGCUUCGACAACUACAUCAACGCGAGGUCCAUGAAGUCUGCGGAGAACGUGCGCGAGCAGCUCAAGCGAACCAUGGAGCGCUUGAACCUGCAGAUGCUCAGCACGGACUUCAGAGACAAGGAGUAUUAUCCCAAUAUCAGACGCUGCCUGGUGGCCGGCUAUUUCAUGCAGGUUGCCCACCUCGAGAAGAGCAACCACUACCUGACUGUCAGAGACAACCAGGUUGUGGCUUUGCAUCCUUCCACGGGUAUCACGCACAAGCCGGAAUGGGUGCUCUACCACGAGUUCGUGCUGACGUCGAAAAACUUCAUCCGAACUGUGACCCAGGUGAGAGGCGAAUGGCUCUUGGAGAUUGCGCCGAGCUACUACGAUGUCAGGAACUUCCCGAAGUCCGAGGCACGAAACCAGCUGGAGCGGCUGCAGGCAGGGAAGAGCAAACCCCAGCAGCCCCAGCACCAGUGA